This is a messenger RNA of Saccostrea cuccullata (small rock oyster), 290 nucleotides long. RefSeq names its product COMM domain-containing protein 10-like. The record is from RefSeq and is a predicted model, not a curated record. The annotation marks the transcript as partial. The transcript is spliced from 3 exons. NCBI's taxonomy places the organism in Eukaryota, Metazoa, Mollusca, Bivalvia, Ostreida, Ostreidae.
AUCACAAUGAUCCCAUUGAAAUUACAAUGAUGAUUUGAUAGGUGUAUUGGACUUUAAAAAUGUCUUUAAACUUAGUCGCAACACCAGCGAUAAAAAGAGCUGUUGUAAAUAUAAAUGAACUGGAUAUAUCAAAGUUUCCCUUACUGUUGACAAGGAUUCUUUCUAAGCUUCAUUUGAAGGAUGAAAGAACUUUCUCAGAAGAGGAGGAGGAAAAACUUCAGUCCUCACUGUCCCUAUCUGAUACUGAACUAGAAUUAGUCAUUCAUACACUGGAAUUCAUCUUACAUCAG